AUGUCGGCGGAGAAGGACGAGUACUCAAGCGUCCCUAUUGCUGAAAAACAUGAAGAUUUGCCGGAAGCUAAUCCGCCAAAAGGCUUUGGGGUGCGCCACGUCCAAGCAUUACUUCUGUUCAUAUGUUUAUCUGUUGGUAUGACAAUGAGAGCUCACCUUAGUGUUACAUUAGUAGCUAUGACAGGCCGUGGAACACAAAACUCUAAUGUGAAGUGUAGUCAGUUGUUAAAUGAUGACAGCAUAUUCAAUUCGAGUACAAAUUCAACUGUCAAUGCCGAUUUUAAAAUGCUAAGUAAAAUCGCUACAGAUGAUUGUACAAGACAUAACCAUAUAACAUCAUUUUGGGAUAUUUAUCGCACGUACAACUGGUCGAAGCCAAAACAAGAAAUGAUCUUAUUCGCGUUUUUCGUUGGCUACACAAGUGCGAUGAUACCCAUGGGACUGAUAGCACAGAAAUUUGGCGGGAAACUGCCGAUUUGCGUGGCGUUGGCUGCGAAUGGAGUAUUAUCCAUUUUAACGCCAUGGCUGCCUUUAAUUGGUGGCUGGAUAUUAGUAUGCAUUGGCCGACUUCUACAAGGAAUGACACAGGCAGCGUUUUACCCCAGUAUUCACACACUCCUGGGGAAAUGGGCACCACUUUCCGAGAGAGGACGUCUCAGUACUUACAUUUAUACAGGUUCUCCAUUUGGUACAAUUCUGGCAUUUCAAUUAGCAGGCUUUUUUGCCGGCAGUCCGAAAUUCGGAUGGCCGUCAACAUUUUGGUUAUCUGGUGUUUGUAGUCUUAUCUGUUGCGGCCUUCUGUACUACUUCGGCGCGGCUACUCCCGGUGACCACCCUAGUAUAAGCACAGAGGAGUUAAUAUACAUCACAAAGGAUGGAAACACGUACAGUGUUCCUAAGAAACGCAAAACUCCUUGGAAGCACAUUUUAACUUCGAAGCCUAUUUGGGGCUUAGUGGCAUCACAUUGCGGAAGCGCAAUAGGAUACUUACUGGUAUUAACACAAAUACCGAUGUACAUGAACAAAGUACUUGGAGUUGAUAUAAAAAGGAAUGGAUUGUAUUCGUCUUUGCCAUAUAUUUCGAUGUACUUAAUGUCACUAUUUUUUGGAUAUAUAUCUGAUUUUGUAGCAAACAAAAAGCUGAUGUCAGUAGCUAAUAUAAGGAGAACAGCAAACACAAUUGGUAUGACAAUAUCAGGAUUCUUUCUAAUCGGAUUUAGUUUUGUACAUGACACGAUGGUUGCUGUGAUUCUACUGGUGCUUUGUCUAGGCCUCCAUUCUGGCAUUCAAGUUGGUUUUCAUAUAAACCAAAUAGACUUGGCUCCAAACUUCGCUGGACCAAUAAUGGCGAUGGGAAAUAUGAUCGCUAACCUGUCAGGGCUAUGUGUUCCAGUCCUCGUCUCCAAUAUUGUGGGUGAUGACGUGACAAAUCAAUCCAAAUGGCAGAUACUGUUCAUUUUGUUUGCUUCAGUACAAUUUGUAACAAAUACAGUAUUUGUUAUAUUCGUAAAAGGCACGGUACAGGACUGGAACUUCUACUGCGGUGAGGAUAAAGAAAACAAACUAGAAAAUUACUACGCUAUGGCAGAUUUCAAAGGCGUUUCAUCGCAGAACAUCGAGAAAGAGAAAACUGAAAACAAUAAAACUGCAACUGGUGGGAUAUAG
Molecule: messenger RNA, 1665 nt
Organism: Parnassius apollo (apollo)
Lineage: Eukaryota; Metazoa; Arthropoda; Insecta; Lepidoptera; Papilionidae
Source: the annotation of a GenBank genome assembly